This is a messenger RNA of Erythranthe guttata (spotted monkey flower), 2909 nucleotides long. Its product is annotated as Pentatricopeptide repeat (PPR-like) superfamily protein. NCBI's taxonomy places the organism in Eukaryota, Viridiplantae, Streptophyta, Magnoliopsida, Lamiales, Phrymaceae. Gene Ontology annotation, biological process: RNA modification. Gene Ontology annotation, molecular function: zinc ion binding; protein binding; RNA binding. The record is from RefSeq and is a predicted model, not a curated record.
UUCAAAGGCUAUCAAUAUCAUCACGAAUUAUUGUGGCUCAGCAUUUCUCUUUCAAUUCACAGCAAAAACAUAUUCCAAUGGAGAUCGCAAUUCUUCCCUGCAAAACCAUAAUAAUACCUUCAAAAAUCUCAGAAUACCCCUCUAAAUUCAAAGCAUUUUCAAGAAUCGCCCAACAAAAACUCGCAAACGACGCCUAUCUGAAGGGACUAUGCAACCACGGCCGCCUGACCGAAGCUAUUUCCUCUUUAGACUCGUGCGGUUCCACUGUGAGCCCCGCCACUCUCUCCAGCCUGAUUGAAUCGUGCAUCGAUUCCAAUUCACUUGACUUGUGCUACAAGCUCCACGCCACUGUCAAGAAAUGGGUCAAAGAACCCGACCCGUUUCUGGAAACCAAGCUGGUUGGUAUGUAUGCAAAAUGCGGGUCUUUGGAUGAUGCAUUCAUAGUGUUUGAGGAAAUGCGUCAGAGAAAUUUGUACACGUGGUCCGCUAUAAUCGGGGCUUGCUCGAGGGAGAAGAGGUGGGGGGACGUGGUGGAGCUUUUUUACUGGAUGAUGAAGGAUGGUGAUGUCAUCCCAGACAAUUUCUUGUUUCCGAAAAUCUUACAGGCUUGUUCGAAUUCGAGAGACGCAGAAACAGGGAGGUUGAUUCAUGGGAUGGCGAUCAAACUCGGCCUGAGUAGAGAACUUCGCGUGAAUAAUUCGAUUCUCUCUGUUUACGCCAAAUGUGGGCUUUUGAGCUUAGCUGAGAAGUUCUUUGAACGGAUGGAAGUGAACGACAGAGUUUCUUGGAAUGCAAUGAUUACGGGUUAUUGUCACGCGGGACAAAUAAACGAGGCGGAGAGAUUGAUCGAGUCAAUGAAGGAAGAAGGUCUCGAACCGGACGAGAUCACAUGGAAUGUAUUGAUUUCCAGCUGUAAUCAUCUUGGAAAGUGUGAUGUGGCGAAGAAGUUGAUGAAUGCAAUGGAAACCUGUGGAGUUAAGCCAGAUGUCUUUACAUGGACUAGCAUGAUUUUGGGUUUUGCUCAAAAUAAUCGGAGAUUGGAGGCGGUGAAGUUGUUUAGAGAGAUGCUUCUAUCUGGGGUUGUACCGAACGGUAUCACUGUGAUGAGUGCUAUAUCGGCUUGUUCUUCUUUGAAAGAUGUUAGAAAAGGGAAGGAAGUUCAUUUGGUUGCUAUAAAGUUAGGGCACGGUGAAGAUGUGCUCGUGGGGAAUUCGUUAGUCGAUAUGUAUUCGAAGUGUGGGAAACUCGAUUCUGCAAGAAGGGUUUUCGAUACGAUGUCUGAAAAAGACGUGUACACUUGGAAUUCGAUGAUUGGUGGGUACUGCCAGGCUGGAUACUGUGGGGUCGCGCACGAUCUCUUCAAACAAAUGCAAGAAUCGGGUUUUAUUUUGCCCAAUGUGGUGACGUGGAAUGUGAUGAUUACAGGUUACAUACAAAACGGAGAUGAAGAUGAGGCUAUGGAUAUGUUCAAUACGAUGGAGAAGAUCGGGGGCGUUAAACGGGAUACUGCCACGUGGAACGCUCUGAUUGCUGGAUUGUUGGAUCACGGGCAGAAGAAUAAAGCGUUGGGAAUAUUCCGGCAGAUGCAAUCUUGCGGUGUGAAACCGAAUUCGGUUACUGUUUUGAGCAUUUUGCCAGCGUGCGCGAAUUUAAUUGCGGUGAAGAAGCUGAAAGAGAUUCACUGCUGUGUGGUGAAAAGAAGUUUGGAGUCGGAGCUUUCGGUUGCGAAUUCUAUGAUAGACACGUACGCGAAGGCGGGCGAAAUAGAAUACUCGAAAAAAAUAUUUGCGAAUAUGCCAUCGGUAGAUAUCAUUACAUGGAACACGAUGACAACUGGCUAUGUUCUGCACGGAUGUGCUGACGAGGCGAUUGAGCUUUUCGAGCAUAUGACGAGGCAGGAGUGCAGGCCGAAUAGGGGAACAUUUGCUAGUGUAAUUUCUGCGUAUGGUUUAGCCAAGAAAGUCGAAGAAGGGAAACGGGUUUUUUCUAAUAUGACCGAAGAGUAUCAGAUUGUGCCCUGUUUGGAUCACUACGUUGCUGUGGUGAAUCUGUAUGGCCGUUCGGGGAAAGUUGACGAAGCAUUUGAGUUCGUGGCAAACAUGGCCUCGGAAGAAUCGGAAGAUGUGUCGAUUUGGAGGGCUUUGCUAACUUGUUGUCGUAGGCAUGGGAAUGUUAAAUUGGCAAUCCAUGCUGGAGAAAAACUACUCGAAUUGGAACCCGAUAAUAAUAAUGAUACUUUGUUUGUGCGGAAGUUGGUUUUGCAGUUAUACGAUUUACGAGGGAUUUCCAAGGAAUCUUUGAAGAUGAAAAGGAAAGAGACGACGGGAUAUUCUCUCGGGCGGAGCUGGAUCGAGGAGAAAAACACAGUUCACACUUUUGUGAGUGGGGAUCUUCGCCAGCUGGACGGUAAGUCUCUGCGUUCUUGGAUCGAAAGAGUGGAGUCUUGUAAUAAGGAAUCGCAGUAUCGUGAUAUGCUUAGUAUUGAAGAAGAGGAGGAAGAAGAAGAAGAAGAAAGUGUGGGAAUUCAUAGUGAAAAACUGGCGUUAGCUUUUGCUUUGAUAAAGUCUUGUCGAGAGUCGACUCCUCGAACUAUUAGAGUUGUGAAGAACGUGAGAAUGUGUGGCAACUGUCAUAGGUUUGCGAAGCUGGUCUCGAAAAGACACGGUUGUGAAAUAUAUAUCAGUGAUUCGAAAUCCUUGCACCAUUUCAAGAAUGGAGUGUGUUCUUGUCGCGACUACUGGUAAAAAAGAGCACGCAUACGAGAAAUCGAGAAGUGCAGGAAAGAGUAUAUAUUCUUGUGAAGUGUAUAUCUUGAUUGGCAUUUGUAUAAAUUUUGCUGUGAUUUUCUUUAUUUCAUGAUACAGUGAAACCUCUAUAAAUUAAUACAGUCGGGACUAGCAAAAUUUUAU